Messenger RNA from Clupea harengus (Atlantic herring), 3640 nucleotides. It is a transcript of the gene slc16a12b, whose product is annotated as solute carrier family 16 member 12b. The record is from RefSeq and is a predicted model, not a curated record. Gene Ontology annotation, molecular function: transmembrane transporter activity. Gene Ontology annotation, biological process: creatine transmembrane transport. NCBI's taxonomy places the organism in Eukaryota, Metazoa, Chordata, Actinopteri, Clupeiformes, Clupeidae.
CUUCUUCACGUUCCACCACCAAAUUAGUGCUGCCACUUAAACAUACAAACGCUUCACGGAAGACGACCCACUCCCUAUGUAGGCAUGGAGGGCUCAUUCAGGGCUAACGAAGGCACAACAAUUUGUAGUUAUACACUAAUAACAGCAUUAUUUUUAAUAGUAUUAAUUCCAUUUCCCCUAAAUCCUACAUGCUGCACCUUUACUCAUACACACAAAUAUGUCUUCAUAAAUGGACAAGGCAAAUUAAUUGUCUUAUAAUGGGUGUUAGACUUGUGGCCUGUAUUGCUGCUAUUCUACUAGGGUCUACUUGUGCUUAUACACAUAGCAUUGUAUGAAUGAUAGGGCCCCUUAAACCUUUUCAUAGUAGGGGGUGUCAAAAUGUAAGUCCACAUUGAACAAAAGUUUUAUUGUGCUUAGAAAACAGAUAAACUGCAUAAACCUAGAUUAACUUCUAAGGGACUAGUAAGGCCAAUUGUGUGUGAUGUGUUUUCUAAACCUGUCGAUUUUAGAGUGUUUUUUGUUUCUGUUUAUGGUUGUUUGGUAAUGGUUAUGGCAGUUUACCAGGCCAUUGCCUCAAUGCCCUAAAGCCACAAAAACCAACAACCAUCACCUUUUUGCAAUUCGACUGUGUCUUGACUUAGUUCAUGAGAUCCACAGCAACACAAAAUGUACUCUAAUUGGGUUAACAAUUCAAGUAACUAUUACACUACCAUAAGUGCCCUGGCAAACUGGGAAGGCUCACGGUACACAGCCAUGCAUAAUUGCAUAAUUUAGUUUCACGUGUUGGGGGGAGUGGAAAAAGAGGUAGGUAAAUCCAUUGGUUGUAAGCUCGAAUGCAUGUUCAUGAACCCCGGGUUCGCACAAUUUGUGCUCGCCAUAACUAAGCAUGGACUGAAAGUUUCGUUGGUGUCACUGAGGUCGUUCAUUAGGGCUACACGGGAAGUAUUGACGACUGUUUUGUGAAAAAUGUGGGGGCAAGAAAGGGUUUAUAAGCCUAUGUGAAAAUGGAAAGUCACUGACCGUCAGUCUCUGCCUGUACUUCCACUCACGGCAUUGACGAGGCCACACAAGAGCGCUGAAGCUGGACUGAAGAGCAAGACUAGGGGACCAAAGAGGAGUGGGUGCACGGUGUGGAACAAGAGAGAGAGAGAGAGAGAGAUCAGAGGGGAACCACCAUGGCCCAGGAGACAAGGAAACAGAGAACCGUGGACGUGCUGCCACAGGAUGGCGGUUGGGGCUGGAUGAUCGUGGCCGGCUGCUUCAUGGUCACCGUCUGCACCCGCGCCGUGACUAGGUGUGUCUCCAUUUUCUUUGUGGAGUUUCAGAUGCACUUUGGACAUGACUACUCAGGGACUGCUUGGAUCCACUCCUUAGUUGACUGCACCACUAUGCUCUGCGCACCUCUUGGCAGCUUCAUUGGGAACAGGUACUCAUGUCGCGUGGCUGUGAUUCUGGGAGGACUCCUGGCAUCCACCGGCCUGGUGCUCAGCUCCUUCGCCACCAGCCUGGAGUACCUGUACCUUAGCCUGGGGGUCUUGACAGGCAUUGGGUUCGCCCUGUCCUACACCCCGGCCAUCGCCAUGGUGGGAGCCUAUUUCUCUGAGAGGAAGGCCUUGGCCUAUGGUAUCGCCAUGUCUGGGAGUGGCAUUGGAACGUUUGUCCUGGCGCCUGUUGUGCAGCUCCUGAUUGACUACUACUCGUGGCGUGGCGCGCUGCUCAUUCUUGGGGGCUUUGCCUCCAACCUGUGUGUCUGCGGGGCUCUGCUGCGGCCCAUCGCCUACAAAGAGGACGAAGUCCGCCCGUUACCCAUGGACUCAGAGUGCGGCUACGAUGUCAAAGCCCCAUUGGCAGGCCCCACGGAGGAGCCACUCCAGGCCAAGACAGACAGUGAGCUUUGUUCUUCUUCCUCCUCUUCCUCCUCUUCCUCCUCCUUAUCCUUCUCUUGCUUCCAGUCCCUACAUGAGUACCGCUUCCUGCUCAUGCCGGACUUCCUGGUGCUGGCGGGCUCUUUCCUGUUCCUGGCCAAUGGUUGCAGCCUGCCCUUCGUCUACCUGGUGCCAUAUGCACUGGACGUCGGGGUCAGCCACCACCAGGCUGCCUUCCUCAUGUCCAUCCUGGGUGUCGUCGACAUCUUUGGGAAUAUCUCUUUUGGAUGGCUUACUGACAGGAGGUGGUUGAAGAGGCACCGUAACCUGUGCUACCUCUUCGCGGUGGGGAUGGAGGGCCUGUGCUGCCUGUUCAUCCCUCUGCUCCGCAGCUUUUCCCUUCUCAUACCCUUCUCCGUGCUCUAUGGCUACUUCGACGGAGCCUACGUGGCGCUCAUCCCCGUGGUGACCUCUGACGUGGUGGGCACACCGUACCUGUCGUCGGCCCUGGGGGUCGUCUACUUCCUGCACGCCAUUCCGUAUCUGCUCAGCCCACCAAUCGGAGGUUGGCUGGUGGACACCACGGGUAACUACACGGCCACCUUCUUCCUCAGUGGUUUCUCACUCAUCUCCAGCUCGCUGCUGCUCGCCACGGUCGCCGUCAUCCGCCGAUGUCACCGGAGGCACCGGGACAUUCACGGAGCCCAACCCCCGACAGGAGACCCCUGCAGGCAGAGCAAGCAGGCUGACUUUUAUAUCACCAAAAACAAGGACCUGAUGACCACAAACACAGCAGCCACCUCCUAGCAGUGAAGCAAUUUCAAAUUGUGUGCUUUUUUUUAAUCAAGACAAAGUGUUCUGCUGAUACUGUUGUUGUUUUUGGAAUCAUGCCAAUAGUUUUUAAAAUAUAACAAGUACAAAAAAAUCCUAAAUAGAUUGAUGUAGUACAUUGAGACUUUUCAGACAAACUAUUCUGUAUUCAAUAAGCCUUCUCAGAAAAAGGACUUUACUCUUGAAUGAAAAAAAAAAAGAAAACUCCAAAGAAAGGGUUUUUAUUUAUAAAAGACACACACUGAUGCACAUUGCAUCAAAGGACAUUUGUCUUUGUGUAUCGUAUCACACAAAUAAUGAAUUAUCAUUCACUUUCGUCAGUGAAAUCUACUGUGAAAUCUAUUAUUCACUAAUGACAAUUGCCACUGUAUAAAACAAUGAUGUGUGCCUGUUCUGAAAUGGGGAAAGCACAGUGUCUUUGCACAGUUAUGACCUUGUGCAGCUCAGGGUACAAAAGGAACUCUUUUGCUCACAUUUCAGUAGUCAUAAUCUGUCAUUUAGUAAUUUCAUCAUUUUCUCAAGAACACAAUUAUGCACAGUUUUCUUCUUUCUUGAAACCAAAUGCAUGAAUACCAAACCUUAGUGUAUUUGUAUCUACAUAGUAGAAACAACUGAUAUUUCAGACUAUGCUGACAGCAAUAUUUCAAUCAACAUUUAAAUACAUUUGCAGUUUAUAUAUUUGGCUACUUAACAUCACUACAGCUCUCUUUGCCUGACUUUGAACAUUUUAGAUUACAUGAAUCUAAUGGUAAUUCAUGACUUUAUUUCAUUCAUGGUUCAUUCAAAGAUGACUUUGUAAUUCACAUGUUAGGGAGCUUGCAAACAGGACACUAUUUCAUAGCAGAAAAGUAAAUUACAUUUUCAAGUGCAUUUUCUAUUUGUAAUAUAAGCUCUUCAUAUGUUGGUUAUUUUUUGAAAUUGAAAAUUAAAAUACUGUAAACCUC